GCCUGACCUGCCUACAGGAUUCAGACACACUCCUGGGCACCAACCAUGGGACUGGAACAAACUCCUGUUUGGCUGACCACCGUGGCCUGUGGGCUCCUGCUUCUCCUCCUGGUUCAGGGACCUAACUUGUUUCAAACUCCAGCAGUAAUCAUACGUUGUGACAGUGGUGAUGUGAGGUCAUGUGACAAACGAGGAGUGCAUUAGUGUUUGCUGUCCUUGGUCCUUGGAAGAGGCUGAGCUGAGGGUGAUAAAGAAGCCAGGACUCAGCCAGUCCCAUCAGGACCACACACACAGGCCAGAUACAAGGCAGCCUCAUCCACAUGAAGGGCCUUGAUGUGGGUGUCCACAGCUUCCUGGGAAUUCCCUUUGCCAAGCCACCUGUGGGACCACUGCGCUUUGCUCCCCCUGAGCCCCCUGAGCCAUGGAGUGGUGUGAGAGAUGGGACCUCCCAUCCAGCCAUGUGUCUGCAGGACAUCAGUGCACUGAAUAUGCAGGCUCUUAAGCUGUUGAAGCUGACCCUGCCUCCCAUUCCCAUGUCUGAGGACUGCCUCUACCUUAACAUCUAUGCACCAGACCAUGCCCACGAGGGUUCCAAGCUGCCUGUGAUGGUGUGGAUCCAUGGUGGUGCUCUGGUUAUAGGCAUGGCUUCCUUGUAUGAUGGGUCCAUGCUGGCAGCCACUGAGGAUGUGGUGGUGGUCACUAUCCAGUACCGCCUGGGUGUUCUAGGCUUCUUCAGCACUGGGGACCAGCAUGCCAGAGGCAACUGGGGCUACCUGGACCAAGUGGCCGCCCUGAGCUGGGUCCAACAGAACAUCGCCUACUUCGGAGGCAACCCUGACUGCGUCACUAUUUUUGGCGAGUCUGCAGGUGGCACAAGUGUGUCUUCACAUGUUGUGUCCCCCAUGUCCCGAGGACUCUUCCACAGAGCCAUCAUGGAGAGUGGGGUGGCCCUCAUAUCAAGCCUCAUCUCAGAAUCCUCUGAAGCAGUCUAUAGGGUGGUUGCCAACCUGUCUGGAUGUGAGCAGGUGGACUCAGAGGCCCUGGUGAACUGUCUACGAGACAAGACUGAAGACGAGAUUAUGGCUAUUAACAAGGCCUUCAAGAUCAUCCCUGGCAUAGUUGAUGGUGUCUUCCUGCCCAGGCAUCCCAAGGAGUUGCUUGCCUCUGCUGACUUCCAAUCUGUCCCCAGCAUUAUUGGUGUCAAUAAUGAUGAGUAUGGCUGGAUCAUCCCCUCGAGCAUUAGCGCCACUGACUCCCAGAAGGAACUGGACAGACAGACCGUGCAAGCUAUCCUGAGGAGAAGGGCUGCACAGAUGAUGUGGCCUCCUGGAUUUAGUGACCUGCUUAUGGAGGAGUACAUGGGAGACAAUGAGGACACUCAGCUUCUCCAAGUGCAGUUCACAGAGAUGAUGGAAGACUUCACCUUUGUGGUGCCUGCGCUGCAAGUAGCGCAUUUUCAGCGUUCCCGUGCCCCUGUAUACUUCUAUGAGUUCCAGCAUAGACCCAAUUUUUUCAAGGACUCUAAACCACCCCAUGUGAAGGCUGACCAUGGUGACGAGAUUCUCUUUAUCUUCAGAUCAUUUUGGGGAGGCACCCAAGUUGACCUCACUGAGGAGGAGGAGCAGCUGAGCAGGAGGAUGAUGAAGUACUGGGCCAACUUUGCACGACACGGGAACCCCAACAGUGAGGGUCUACCCCACUGGCCCAUGUUUGACCAUGAAGAGCAGUACCUGCAGCUGGACAUCCAGCCUGCUGUGGGCCGAGCCCUGAAGGCCAGAAGGCUGCAGUUCUGGACCCAGACUCUGCCUCAAAAGAUGCAAGAGCUAAAAGAAGCUGGGGGCAGGCAUAUGGAGUUAUAGAACCCUGUGGCAAGUCGCAGUUUGUCCUAAGUGUGAGUGGGAUUAUUCUAAGGUUUCCAAAUACCUUAAGAAGAGACAGAGGGUGUUGACAGAUGUUUUUAUCCCACCAGGUCCCACAAUCAUAUAGUCUCAAAGAAACACACAGAGGCCUACAUUAAUUAUAAACUGAUUGGCCUAUUAGCUCAGGCUUCUUAUUAAAUAAUUCUUACAUCUUAAAUUAGUCCAUAAUUCUUGUCUGUGUUAGCCAUGAUAAAAAGUCUUGGUACCUUUUUAUCAAAGAGGCAUUCUCAUCUUGCUUCCUCUUGGUCUGGUGACAACUGCAGACUGAGUCUUUUCCCAGAAUUCUCCUGUUCUGGUCACCCUGCCUAUACUUCCUGCCUGGCUACUAGCCAACCAACAUUUUAUUAAACCAAUACAAGUGACAAAUCUUUACAGGACACAAGACCAUUGUCCCACAGCAAGAGGGGAUCCAUACUUUUACAUAGUCAUUAAACUCAUACACCCAACAAUUAUGGAGGCUCCUAUACAUGAUAUAUGUUCCUUGCUAAGGCUGAUAAGGGUCACUUUCUGUUAUACACAGUAAACAUACAGGGGGCUAUGGAUGGGUGAGUCCCAACAGACAACAUCUUCCUUUGUGCUACAGUAGGCAAGGGUUCCCCCCUGCCUCCCUCACCUCAGCUUCACCCACUCCUUUCCUCUCCUCUCACUUCUCAGGCCCUCCACUACUAGUGAUGUACCCCGGGGGAGGAAUUCAGUAACCUGGAUGACUAAAUUCCUUUCUCACAUCUCAGCAAGCUCCUGUCCUGGCUCAUGGGUAGCACUUUGCCCUUCCCACUAUAAGCCAGCAAACAAGUUCCCAUAGGCCCCAUUUGUAUGAACAAGUUCCCACAGACUCCAUUCAUACAAACAAGUUCCCACAGACCCCAUUCAUACAAGCCCCAUAUAAGCCCAUUUUCUAUUACUAUAACAAAAGAUCUAAACCAGCAACUUAUAAAAAGAAGAGUUCUGAGCUAGCAAGACAGCUCAGCUAUUAAAGGCACAUGCCAUCAAGCCUGACAACAUGAAUUUGAACCCAGAACCCACAUUGUCCUCUGACCUUCACAUAUGUUCUGUGGUUCAUACACACACACACACACACACACACACACACACACGAAUAAAUGUAAAACGUUUUUAAAAGAAAAGAAAGUUUUUCUCUAAACUCAGUUCUAAGACAGAAAACUCUAAAAUUGGAUACUUUCUCCUAAUGGGACACUGGACUGGCUCAUGACACAGCAGAGAGCCAAAAGGAAAACAGCCAAGUAAGAGGCAAUGGUGUGGGAUGUCCUCCUGUAUAUCUGCUGCUUUUAUUGGCUAAUGAACAAGGCUGCCUUGGUCUACAUCAGGGCAGAAUAUAGCCAGGCUGGAAAAGAUAUAUAGAGAGAGCAGGCAGAGUUGGGGAGACACAGUGUAGCUGCCGUAGAAGGACACACCAGAACCUUACCCGGUAGGCCACAGCCUCAUGGCAACACACAGAUGGAUAGAAAUGGGUUAAUUGAAGAUGUAAGAGCUCACUAGAACUAUGCUAGAGUCGUUGGCCAGUGUUUUAAUUAAUACAGUUUCUGUGUGAUUUUUCAGGCCUGGGCGGCCGGGAAACAAACAGUCUCCAUUUACAAGGCAAACACAGGGGCUUCCCGUGCUAUUUGACAGUUGAACUCUGAGGUUUAUUGGAACUGCACUAACCCCUGUCAAGAGCAGCAAAUCCAGGACCUAAUUAACCCCCACCAGGCCCCACCUCGUAGAGAUUCCAUCACUUCUCAACAUUUCCACAACGCAGAUAAAGCUUCUAGCACAUGCACCUUGACAGGAUUUGCAUUACCCAAUUAUAAGUCACGGCACCACUUCCACUCCCGAGGAUUUUGCCCUUGUGGUGGGGCUCACCUCAACACACUCCUCUGUACUGGCUAGGUUCCUGUCAACUUUACACAGGCUGGGAGUUAAAUAAAAGGAAGGAACCUCCAUUGAGAAAAUGCCUCCAUGAGUUCCUGCUGUGGGGCAUUUUCUUAAUUAGUGAUUGUUGGGGAAGGGCCCAGCCCCCAGCCCAUUGUGGGUGGUGUCAUCCCUGGGCUGGUGAUCCUGGAUUCUGUAAGAAAGCAGGCUGAGCAAGCCAUGAGGAGAAGCCAGUAAGCAGCUCCCCUCCAUGGCCUCUGCAUCAGCUCCUGCCUCCAGUUCCUGCCUUGUUUGAGUUCCCGUCCUGACUUCCUUUGAUGAUGAACAGUGAUAUGGAUGUAUAAGUUAAAUAAACCCAUUCCUCCCCAAGGUACUUUGCUCAUUGUGUUUCAUCACAGCAAUAGUAACCCUAAGACACCUCCCCGCUUAGGACAAAGCAGCAGAGACUGGGUUCACACAUAGAAGUGGAGGCAGGAAACAAGCCCUAAGAAUGUAGAACGUAGAGCUCCCAGGUCCCAGCAACUGUGGCCAUUAAUUAUGGAAAAUAUAAAGGCCCCAGGCCUUAGGUAUUGACCCUGAAGACAGCAUCCACCCAUCGCUGGCAUUUAAAGCAACCUAUCCUCCGUUUUCAGUGUGAUACAAUCCUGCAGCUGUAACCCCUGCACCAAGGAAGCUAGGCAGGAAGAUCUCAGCCCCAGGUCAGCCUGAUGACAUUUUCUGAAUAGAAGUGGGGGGAAGAAGUAAGACUAUGAGCAAAGGGGUCAAGACCAUGAUGGGAACACCCACAGAAACACCUGACGUGAGCUAGUGGGAGCUCACUGACUCUGGACUGACAGCGAAGGAACCUGCAUAGGACCAAACUAGGCCCUCUGAAUGUGGGUGACAGUUGUGUGACUGGGCAGUCUGUGGGGCCACUGGCAUUGGGACCAGGACUUAUCCCUAAUGCUUUAACUGACUUUUUGAAGCCCAUUCUCUUUGGAGGGAUACCUUGCUCAGCCGAGAUAUAGGGGGGAAGGCCUUGGUCCUGCCUCAAAGUGAUGUGCCAGACGUUGUUGACUCCCCAAGGGAAGCCUUACCUUCUCUGAGGAGUGGAUGGGGGUGGGGUGGGGAGAGCAGGUGGGGGAGCAGGAGGAAGGGAGGGAGUGGGAACUGGGAUUGGUAUGUAAAAUGAGAAAAGAUUGUUUUAAAAUAUAAAAAGAAAAGAAGGAAGGAAAGAAGGAAGGAAGGAAGGAAGGAAGGAAGGAAGGAA
Alexandromys fortis (reed vole) is the source of this 5037-nucleotide messenger RNA. Its product is annotated as acylcarnitine hydrolase-like. Bases 321 to 1859 code for a protein of 512 amino acids. The transcript has 13 exons. Gene Ontology annotation, molecular function: carboxylic ester hydrolase activity. The record is from RefSeq and is a predicted model, not a curated record. Gene Ontology annotation, cellular component: intracellular membrane-bounded organelle. NCBI's taxonomy places the organism in Eukaryota, Metazoa, Chordata, Mammalia, Rodentia, Cricetidae.